AUGAAUCACCGAGGCCGAGGCGCGCGUCGAGUCGCGGUGGUGCUCGAGCCUCUUGGAUUACUUUCAUUGUUCUGCCCUGACGCCGCCUCCGUGUACCAACACCUCAUCCUUCCCAACCAUGGCUACACCAAGCAAGUCCACUUCGUUGUUCUACGACCCAGGACCCACGCACACACUGACUCUACCUACCCCCUCCCUACCUCCCCAUCCACCCUGACCCACCGAACCCAGACGAACGAAUACUCUACGCGGGCAAGCAGGAUGCCGUCGACUUGUUACAAGCCGUCCUGGAAGGCGAGGAUGAGUUUGAUGUGAAUUACCAGGAUGGGCUGGGGAAUACGGGUGCGUAUUGGCUCUUGAGAUCGUGGGUGGAUGGGGGAAACGUGGAGAGAGUGGGGGUCGGCGGUGCUAAAGGCGCGGCGAUGCAGGAGGAGUGAGAUGAGAUGGCAGAGUUCGAGAUCGGAAUGGGGGAAGGACACCAAUGCCUCGAGUACUGACUCGUCCACGAACAUGUCCCCUCCCUGUUUUCCCUCCGCUCGGUCAACACACGAACGUGUCGUCAUCGCUCGUCGAAUCUGCGAAUCUUCGCGCGGGAUUCGCGGCCACAGCAUUACAUUACGCGUACGGUCAAAAGAUCCCUCUUUUCAUGAGAUCCUGCAACGGUCAAACUGAUUCUGGUCAUUCCGCUCCUUCUGAUCGCUUCUUAGCGCCUCGACACCUUCCCCCGAGGUGCUGGAAAUUUUGCUCGAAACUGAAGGUUCGUCGGAGGGUGUAAUUGGGAGCGGAUCGCGUGAUCCUCUGCUGAUGAGACCUCUUUAUCUUCAAUCAAAUCGAAUCGUCAACACCUUAAAUUCCUCGACCGACCUCUUGCCACGGAUUAGGCACCGACGUCGAUCUACAAAACCGUCUCGACAAAGCCACACCGCUCCACCUGGCCGCCCAACUCGAACACCCCGCAGCACGACAAGGCGUGAUGGAGAUGUUGUUGGAUGCGGGCGCGGAUCCAAAGUAAGUAUUGGCCCUUUCUUUAGACCACUUACCUUUUGGAAUGACUCAACUGAUCCCCGACCUUCCCCUUCGCAUUGGCUGAAUAGAAUCAAGGACAAACACGGCUCCCUCCCCGCCGACUAUCUCCACCCCGACGAAAGCGAAGAAGAUCGACAAAUCAUCGCCAUGAUCGACGAAAGUAUCGUCGAUGCGACGUUGAUCGAUGAUGCAGAUAUCGCAGAGGAUGAUGACGAAGAGGAAGGUGGGGGUUCCGAGUCGGAUUGA
Molecule: messenger RNA, 1272 nt
Organism: Microbotryum saponariae
Lineage: Eukaryota; Fungi; Basidiomycota; Microbotryomycetes; Microbotryales; Microbotryaceae
Source: the annotation of a GenBank genome assembly